This is a messenger RNA of Mizuhopecten yessoensis (Yesso scallop), 3861 nucleotides long. RefSeq lists its product as uncharacterized. The transcript has 18 exons. The record is from RefSeq and is a predicted model, not a curated record. The coding region runs from base 56 to 1951 and encodes 631 amino acids. NCBI's taxonomy places the organism in Eukaryota, Metazoa, Mollusca, Bivalvia, Pectinida, Pectinidae.
UUGUCUGCUGGCGGCAACUCCUGCAGUUUGUUGCAUUCCGAAGUUAUACGAGGCGAUGAUGACUUUGCUGGUGUCCUCUUUAUCAUUCCAUUUCCUGGCUAUAGUAGUGAUAGUAGCAGCAUUUGAAGAUAACCAUGUAGUUAGAGAAUUCAAAAAUAUACAGCAUGAUUUUGGAAAAUGGAAGUUAUCGUUACACCCAGUGUAUGCGACUACAAAGGAGGUGUAUGAUUUCAACGACAAGUUGGAAUCUCUAGAUCCUGAUGAGUUUGACAGGAUGAAGUCGAUGGCUGAAGUCUUUGCUGGAAGAUUACAACGAUUACCGUAUGAAAAAAUGCCAAACGAAACGCAGGUUGAUUACGACAUUCUAAAACACACACUGCAGACAUUCCUGGGCGGAUACAAAUGGCGCCUAUAUGGGCCUAUGAAUUCCGUGAGCAUCCUCGAUGGACCCGUUCGUCUCCCACGCACGGUUGUAGAGCACGCACCUCUCUCAACCAAGGGGGAUUUCGUCGACUUUUAUGAAAGAGUUCAAGCCUUCCCUCGAAUGAUAGAUCAGCAUAAAGAAAACCUGAAGAAAGCUGUUUUAUACAACCGUACACAUCACCGAGUAUCAAUGUUGAAGGUCAAAGAUCAAUUUAAGGAAAUUUUAACCAGUAAACCUGAGCAUUUUAUUCUGUAUCAACCAUACAACGACACAAUUGACGGAAUAGAAACUGUAUCCAGUAAAGAAAGAAAAGGCUACAGGACCGGUGUUAAAGCGUGGAUUAAGAAAACUAUAGAUGCUUACAAAAAUCUGUUUCUGUAUAUUGAACAGACUUACAUGAGGCAUCUCCGUACUGGGUUAGGCGUAUGUACCUGGGAAAAUGGGCGUGAGUUUUACAGGGCAGCACUAAAAUGGCACCUCACUACAGAUAUAACACCGCGACAAGUCAACGACAUCGGGAUCAGGGAAGUGAAAAGAAUCAAGGAGAAAAUGACGGAGGUCUUACGUCGCAUAGGAUUUAAGGGAACCAUUCGUGAAUUUACCACCUCCAUCAAGGGUGACCCUAACUAUACAGUUAGCAGUACGCAUUCAAUUUUAAAUUUGUAUAGAGAUAUUAUCAAAGACAAAAUUGUUCCCGCCCUUCCGAGAUUGUUUAAAGUUAUCCCUAAACUGCCAAUAAGGGUAGCACCAAGCCGUAGCGACGGUAUAUUUGCUGGCUAUGAGGCUGGGUCUAAGGAUGGGUUACAGUCGGCGGUGUUUUACGUGAACCUCUUCCGACCUACUGAUGUGUCAAUCCCAGAUUUCAUACCUAUAGCGCUGCAUGAAACAUUGCCAGGCUACCAUCUACAAAGGUCGAGCCAAGCGGUAGCACGGUUACCCCUUUUCCGUAAGCACAGUAAAGGAAGCUUUAAGUAUUACCGAGUUCCUUUCGACUUCCCAGAUUACAACGUGUUUGCUGAGGGUUGGGCUCUGUACGCGGAAGCCUUGGGCGAGACGAUGGAACUAUAUAAAGAUGACUACUAUUUGCUGGGACGCUACAGCUCUGAACUUUUCCGCGCAUGCCUACUGGUUGUUGAUACGGGUAUUCACUAUUACAGCUGGAGCAGAGAUCGUGCCGUGGAUUACCUUUUGACUCAUUCUACGUUUGGACUUGACCUGUUAGAGAACAUAGUGGACAGGAUAGUCACGUGGCCUGGACAAGCUUGUGGUGCAAAGAUAGGAGAACUUAAGAUCUGGGAGCUGAGGCGUAGGGCGGAACGGAAACUUGAUUGGAAGUUCGACAUUAGAGAAUUUCACGCGGAACUACUGCGACAUGGUGAUGUGCCAUUACAAGCACUGGAGAAGAUCGUUGACAUUUGGAUUAACAAAACAGCGAACAGCACUGUAUGUGGGUCAGCAUCAUCUCUCCAGUACUGGGGACCUUUCAAGUUAUUAAUAACAGUUAUUAUCCUUUUUAUAAUAGUUUAAAAAAUCCAAAUAGUUUAGUAAAUACCUUUACGAACUGAAAUGUAUUGUUUAAAUGGAUACAUUGCGAUGAGAAAAUAAGGGAUGCAUUACAGCAAACCAUAUCUAAUUUAUUCUCGCAUGGGUUCUUAUUCUGUUAAUUAACUCAUUUUGUAUUCAGCUUCUAAUAUGUGUUACAGAGAGGGUUUAAAUGUGCACCAAUGACAUGUUAACAAGAGCGUUCUGGUGCAUUAAACAAGAAUACAUAGUUCACGAACUGAUAUCCAGUAUGUAAACGGAAAACACUUUCCCUAAAUGAAUGUUUGGAGACGUCAUUGUUUCCCAGGAGAAUGACAUAAAUACAUACAGUUAUAUAGGUUUAUGAUAAAUAUCUUUUUAGAAAACCUUAUUUCCUAAAUAAAGUGAACCCAGUUUUCACAUUUACCUCUUUAGAUUGCCAUUUAUUAAUUUCACAAUCUAUAACCCUUAUAUUUCGCUGUUUAUUUUCACUUCAACCUUAGAAAUGAUUUAAGCGAAGCAAAACCUAUAAAGUCAUUGUGCACGGAUUAAAUCGGAAAGUUUUUCACGAAAGUUUUCAUUUUCCUAUAUUUCUUCACAAAAGGCUUGGUGUAUUAUGCCUUGAAAUCUAUUUCAGUAGAACCUAUGCGGAGCAAGAGUGAGGAUGAAUAGGGUUUAUUUUGUUUACAUGGAAGAAUUUAAAUUUUUAAAUGAAUUUUUAAUUCAUCAUAAGAAGUUUUGCAAAUAGUAUUAAAAAUAUCCUGAGGUAACCCGAGGGUUUCGUGAAUAUUGAAACGAAUACGAACAUCAUAUCAUAUCCAUGUUUUUUAACCAGGAAGAAUGAUAUAGUAUCUUUGAGGCCGAUUUUUUCCAAUAAUUCCCCUAGAUCUAGUAAAAAUUAUGUGGUAAUAUAUCGACCUCAGUACAUAGCUAUGUUACCUUCAUCACAGAGAAACUUUAUCUCAAAUACAUGUUAUCGCUUAAAUAAACAUGUUCAUUGAAGUAAAAUCUCAAGUAACAUUUUGAAUGUGAACAUAUAUUUAUCGUGGUAUCCAUCAGAUAAAAAACACUUUCAGAGAAUUUGAAAAGUACAUUGAUUUUUUUAUCAUAUAUUUUGAUAAUUUUAUAAACCACCAUUACACGUUUUUCAUUCAAACAGUCUACUUAAGCUACACUAUACGUAAGUGCCUUAUAAGCGGGUUUUAACGCACCAUAUAAGCUAAUGCCUCAUCAAAGUUUAUCAUACCUGAUCGGAAUGCAGAGAAAAAAUGCCAUUUUCUUAUAUAUAAAUACAUAUUGUAACAGUAAUAUACGUAACAACUGUAAAAGAUAUACACAAGUGACAAAUCAAAUAUGUAUGAUAAUUUUUAUUAUUGUAUCUUAUUUUGUGUAUAUCAUGUACAUUAUUCGCAUAAUUUGCAUAUAUAGUAUUAUGAUGAAGGAAUGUAGUGUACAUGCACAGUACUAUGAUUCACGAUACAAAUAUCAAUACAGUUAAUGUCCUUAUACUUUCACUAUUGCAGUGUGCUUAAUGGUAAGUUGUUUUACCUCAGUGAAAGUUAAAAGUGAUUAGCGAACCCGUUUUUAUAACAUCAACACUCUGUUUUCGUGUCUGACGUAACACGGUAAUAACACAACCCAAUACGACAUUUAUCUUAUUUAAAGGGUAGUGUUCCAACUCUGUAUAGAUAUAACGUAUAGAAUCAUGGCAAUGGUAUACUUAACUUGAUAUAACAAAUACAUGGUGUAGUUAUAACAUUGAUGUGGAUAAUUUCGAGUUAUUGCCUGUUGUGUUUUUCUUCAUUUAAAACUGACACUGUGACAUGUUAUUCUGAUUAGUUGUACCGUCUUUGCGUAUUGCAGAGUUAUCUUCUCUUGGGAGCAGGUAUUGAUUGUUACGUCAUUGGUUUGUGCGA